Molecule: messenger RNA, 228 nt
Organism: Trichoderma asperellum CBS 433.97
Lineage: Eukaryota; Fungi; Ascomycota; Sordariomycetes; Hypocreales; Hypocreaceae
Source: RefSeq, a predicted model, not a curated record
GCACCGCCGCAGUUGAAAAAUGACCAGCAAACCAGAUUCGAAUGGAGCCAGGACGCUGUUCUGGUACAUCUGGGAAGCCACAGUCUCAAUGCUCAGUGUCAAAUCCGAACACAGCAGCUCCCCCGAGGCAUUAUCCAGACGGAUAUGAUGAUCUCGUCCCCCGAGACCAGGUAUGGAGGCGUCCUGUCCUUCGUAACUUCGUGGAGGGCUGAAGAUGCAUCGGCCUGA